Molecule: messenger RNA, 1633 nt
Organism: Acromyrmex echinatior (Panamanian leafcutter ant)
Lineage: Eukaryota; Metazoa; Arthropoda; Insecta; Hymenoptera; Formicidae
Gene: imd
Product: death domain-containing immune deficiency protein
Biological process (GO): signal transduction
Molecular function (GO): protein binding
Source: RefSeq, a predicted model, not a curated record
GUAUCUUCCUGGUCGAUCACGCUGCUGGCAUAAAGUCGCAUGUCGCACUAUACGGUGGUUUGUCUCAUCGCUAGCUGUUCGAGUUAGUCAGACAGUCACUAUAGUCAGUCGUUGGUGAUCAACGAGCGAGUGAAGUGCGUUGAGUUUUUAUGAAUUGAAAUACAUGAUCGGCAAAGAGAGAAGCAGCGAUAGCAGCAGUAGUAGAUAUUUAUCAAGUGAAUCCAUGAUUACGUCCGCAAGAAACGUCAAUUUGCCAGAACGCUCAACCUUUUUCGGUGGCAAAGCACAUCGAGCGUUUAAGAAAACGCCAAUCCUGUCUCAACUGUCGCGCCGAUUUCACGAUAUGUUGACGACAGACGCGAAACCGGAUCCGCCGCGGACCGGAAGCUACAUGCACAAUCUUUCACCGACUUCGGACGAGGAAUUGACGAAAACGCAAUCAAAGUCGAUGCCUGCCACGCCGGAAAAGGAGCAGGAGGACGUGAUGUCGAUGCAAGAGCAAAAAUCAAUGCCGAACGGCGCAAGGCCGACGACACCCACCAAUUUUUGUACAAAGCCGGAAGACAGCGAUACGAGGUCGACGAGCGAAUCAAAGGAAUAUAAACGACCAAGGAUGAAGAAACCAAAAUACAAAUAUUCACAAGGCACGAAUGUGGUAAAUUAUAACAUAGUCAACUCCAAUGGAGUGAAGAUCGGCUCGCGCACGAGUUACAUAUGUAAUGUGAAUCAGUACCCGGCGAAUAAUAACGCGACGCAGUCCGAGACGGCUUCGAAACUGAAGCAUCGGCCGAUGCCCGAGAAUGUGGAAGAAUUGAGCACGUGCGAAGAAGAGCUCGGGUUCGACGACAUGUUCAUUCUUAAAACACACGUUGGACACGGAUGGCGGGACGUCGCGAGAAGACUCUCGUAUUCGGACGGACAGAUCGAUCAAUUCGAGGAGAAUUAUAGACACAAGGGUAUCGACGAGGUAAUCUAUCAGUUAUUGCUUGAUUGGAAGCAAGCCAACACACGGGAUGCUCAACUCGGCACGUUAGUUAGCAUACUAUGGUCUUGCCAGGAGUACGAUUGCGUCGAGCGAUUAGUUGUAGCUCGCAAGAAUCCGUCUUAGUUGGGCGCGGCAAAUAAAAAUCUCUACCUAAAGCUUGUACAUACACUUGUACUUACUUUGUACGUAAACGAUUGUGAUUAUUUUUUUUUACUCGAAAUAUCAUUUCACUGUUUUUAUACAUAUUUUAGCACGUAAUUUAUAGAUGCAUCAUUCUGAUUGCAAAGAUCGACACAUCAUACAUUCAUCUAAAUAUCAGAUUGACAAAACAUUGUUCUAGACUAAUUCGUAUUCAGUCUUCGAUAUGGCAUUAUGGAAUCGCAUUGAGCCUGCGUUUCAAGUAGGAACAUGAUCUGGUUAAUAAUGCAUCACGAACGAACUUGUCGCUUUGCGCAAUAUACAUGUGUAAUAUUCCAAUGCGCGCACGCGUGUGUGUGUAUACAUACAUACAUUUUUUUAUACUUAUCCUAAUUUUAUAAAAUCUAGUAGAAAUGAACAUGCAAUUCUCCAAACAAUAUGUAUUUCUUUUAGUCAUUGUACAAAGUCCAUAUAAAUACGCCUUUGAUGUUACACAAUAAAAUCAGGCAU